UGGACGCAUACACGCAGAGGAGCGCACACACGGAGGGGCCAGUAGCGCGCACCAAGGCCAUUGUGCGCGUGGCCCAGGUGCAAGGGAACUUUGGCGGCAACCCGCACAAGUUCUGGAUGAAGGGCGAGGCUGUUGGGGGGGAGAUGGGGGAGGUGGCUUUAGGUGGAAAGGCGGAGGGUGGAGGAGGAGGGGACGAGGGCGGGGAACGGGGAACGGGGGGCGGGGAGGGUAGUGGGGAGGGAGAGGGAGGUGGGGAUGGGGAGCGGGGAGCAGGUGGUGUAAUGGGGGGCGGGCGAGGGAGGGUGACGGUGGUUGCGGACCCGUCGUUGUUGCAUAUGAACCACUACUGGGGCUUGAGAGCUGUUGACUUCCACCCAUGGCCAGAGCAGGACCGAGACACGCUGAUUCCAGAUGCGUCCAUAGGGGUGAGUGUUGAAUUGACAGGUGGGUGCGGUGGGUUGACGCUGCAUGUGAUACCUGCUCCAUCUGACCAACCUUUUGUCCCUCCUCGCUUCUCCUUCCCCGGUUCUCGCCUUAUCCCUUCCCCACUCCCCGUCCGGUUGCUAUUUGCCACUCAGCAUCUCCUAUAG
Molecule: messenger RNA, 590 nt
Organism: Closterium sp. Naga37s-1
Lineage: Eukaryota; Viridiplantae; Streptophyta; Zygnematophyceae; Desmidiales; Closteriaceae
Source: the annotation of a GenBank genome assembly